AUGGUGCAGUGAUGUCACGGAGGACAUCUGUAGGUCCAUCUGGACGGAUAGGAAGUGUAGUGCGCAUUGGUGCCGGCUAGCGCCGAGUUCCGAAUAGCGGCCCCGCAGGAGAGGAGGACGGGUGGAUGUCACUGUGUGUGAGGAGGCUCCGCGGGGCCCAAGGGCUGGGUGUCCGUUGGAGGAAUGGAGUCCGCGGUGCAGGUGGAGCAGCAGGGAGAGUGAGGGAGGAAGCGAGGCUUCAUGAUAUUGGCUGGCCCCCAGAAUUGAACCCACGCCUGCUUUAUCCUACUUCUCUCAAAAAUGUUUUACCAUCGACAACUACAAGCUCAUUUACACGUCCUAAAUAUGCGAAUUACCGACAAUGCCCUCCAUUUAAUGGACGGGAAAAGCAUCAAAGGCAUCUACGGUCUACUAUUGCACCACUGAGGACAAAACUUCAUAUGUCUAAGCCGCAUUCUUCCUAUCUGCCUUGCACCAGUGUGGGGUGUGUGUUUCCAGUGGGCAAAGACACAUGGCAUUUAAGUAGUGCUCAGCUUGACUGUUUUAGAAGUUUGUUUGAACCAGGAGUUUGCAGGACACCUUAUCAGGCUGUUGCAUUUCCUGUUCCUGGUACUCAGCAUGGAAUUUUAGCCUUUCAACCAAGCAAGAAGAUGGAAGAUUGUUCAGUCCCUGGAAACAACCAGCCUGACAUGGAACAACAGCUGGCUAUAAUGCAUGCCAAGCUAAGGGAAGAGCUGCCAGAUUUCUUGUUGAAAAGUAUGGAUUACUCCAUAUACAGAAAGGAUGUGGAAUUUGUCUGCAGUGUCCUGCAUAUACAUACACGAGGUAUCAUCUUGUAUCAGCUACUUCUGACACUUUCAAGGUUUUUGUUCUUGAGUUACUUAUCCAAUGCAAGUGUCUCUAUCUUGAAACUGACAUCUCACCCUGAAACAUGUAGUAUCCAAGCUCGUUGGGCAAUCUCAGGCCUUCCUUUGCACACUCUUCUCUUCCACUUCUAUCGUACUGACAAGACAGAGCUUUACAAGUCUUUUGAUGCUCACUCCACCUUUUACGUGGCCUCAGAUGGUCUAAUACAUCUACAUAAAUUGGAGCGGGUGAUGCCUUCUCAGCCACUUACUGUACCCAAGAAGACUCUUCUCACUGCUGCACUGGUAGCUUUGGGCUUGGGAGAAAAUCGUCCUGCGCUUAAUUUACUAUCCUCCCCUAAAGCAUCUCCCAAGCUUUGAUGCUUGCUUUUGCUUCUAAAAUAAGUUUAUAUACUGUAUAGCAUGCAGACAGUUCAAAAACAUUGGGCAGACACUUAAACCAUACUGAUAACUGUGGAUUAAUGCAGUCUGUACAAACAGCCCAAAUAUGCAGAGGGUGCUGAGCCAAUAAGCUCUAUCAGUUUCCCUUUCUUACAAAUAUUCUGCUGUGUAUGUUGUAACUGUUGAUCCAGCCUGUGGAUGUGUAACAUUCUGUACAUAAUUAAAUUAUAACAUUGUGUCUAAAUGGGUCUGUACAACAUGUCUGUGUGAUUAUUAAAAAUAAAAAAAAAAAAAAGUA
Messenger RNA from Xenopus tropicalis (tropical clawed frog), 1545 nucleotides. RefSeq names its product chromosome 8 C6orf136 homolog (gene c8h6orf136). NCBI's taxonomy places the organism in Eukaryota, Metazoa, Chordata, Amphibia, Anura, Pipidae. The coding region runs from base 126 to 1226 and encodes 366 amino acids. The transcript is spliced from 6 exons. The record is from RefSeq and is marked validated.